Prunus dulcis (almond) is the source of this 384-nucleotide messenger RNA. RefSeq names its product cytochrome P450 704C1-like. The record is from RefSeq and is a predicted model, not a curated record. Lineage: Eukaryota; Viridiplantae; Streptophyta; Magnoliopsida; Rosales; Rosaceae. Bases 1 to 384 code for a protein of 127 amino acids. Gene Ontology annotation, molecular function: heme binding; monooxygenase activity; iron ion binding. The transcript has 3 exons.
AUGCAUUAUGUUCACGCGGCACUGACAGAGACGUUGAGGCUAUACCCUGCAGUUCCCAUUGUAUUAAACUACAUGACCUAUGCCAUGGGCAGAAUGCCUUAUAUCUGGGGAAAAGAUGCUGACGAUUUCCGACCUGAAAGAUGGCUCAACAAUGGAAUUUUCCAGCCCGAAUCACCCUUUAAAUUCGUCGCAUUUCACGCAGGUCCUCGAAUUUGUCUAGGGAAGGACUUUGCUUACCGGCAAAUGAAGAUAGUAGCGAUUGCUCUUCUUUGCUUCUUCCGCUUUAAAUUGGCUGAUGAAACGAGAAGUGUAACAUAUAGGACCAUGUUCACCCUGCACAUAGAUGGCAGUCUCCCUAUGCUUGCAGUUCUAAGGACAGCCUGA